Anoplopoma fimbria (sablefish) is the source of this 586-nucleotide messenger RNA. Its product is annotated as low-density lipoprotein receptor-related protein 12-like. The annotation marks the transcript as partial. Gene Ontology annotation, biological process: negative regulation of inflammatory response. The transcript has 3 exons. NCBI's taxonomy places the organism in Eukaryota, Metazoa, Chordata, Actinopteri, Perciformes, Anoplopomatidae. The record is from RefSeq and is a predicted model, not a curated record.
UGUGUCGGUGUGUUACUUUACAUCCGGGUUCCUCGUCAUGCGUCCCUCCACACAGCUCCUCUCUCUGAGCUAGCAGUAGCCACUGUUAGCUGUUAGCUGUUAGCCGGAGCUAACGGAAGGCUUUGUCUGGAGACGGCUGAUGAUGUGAGCAUCGUUAGCAUGGUUAGCAUCGUUAGCAUGGUUAGCCGGUAGAUUAGAGUGGACACAGACGGAACAGCUAGCAGAUGCUAAGCUAGCAAAGGACUUCUGGACUGUUUCUGACAUUUGAGUCUGAAGUCAGUGACCUUCAUCCUCUGAUGAAGAUGAUGAUGAUGAUGAUGAUGAAGGCCCAGAGACCAGACAGACCAGGCUGCAGGAACAGCCCAACACUGCUCCACCUGCUGCUGCUCACAGGAUGCAUUGCUGCAUCUCAGAGGAAUGACAACGUCUAUGUGUCAGGGAUUUCCAACGCCUGUGGUGACGUUGCUGAGCUCCUCCGUGGGUCCAGUGGUGUCAUCACUAGUCCCGGUUGGCCUUUUCAGUAUCCGGCCAGACUGAACUGCAGCUGGAACAUUAGAGCUCGACCUGGAGACACCAUCACUAUCAG